GUUAUAGACUCCUGGAUGGUGAUGUAGAAGUCCUGUUUAUGCCAGAACAUAAGCUUGCAAAUUUGGAGAAGAUGAUUGGUGUUAAAAGAAAUGGAGAUGCUUAUCAACAGGAGGGGCUGCCAGGCCAGCAGAAGAGCAGAGCUUUAAUGAAAACCAGCGAUGCACGUGGUGAGCCUGGACUCUCUGAGCCCCAGCCUGGACUUGGUGAGGCCCAGCCUGGGCUUUGUGAGGCCAGACCUGGACUUGGUGAGGCCCAGCCUGGACCUUGUCCCCUGCAGCACGAGGGGCUGUCUUCCCCAUCAACAGCCCUGAUGAGGUUGGACAAGUCUGGAGCAUCAGAAAGUCCAAAUUCUUGUCAAGACAAAGAUAAGCUACAUCUGACUUUUAACCUCUCGAAUAUCUGGAGUGGCCACGACCAUCAGCAAAGACCUCUACACAUUGCCUGGCCUCACCGGUGGGAACACGACAAAGAUCCUGAAACUUUCUUUAAAGUCCUGAUGAGACUGAAAGAGGAGGAUUUACCUUUUCACGUGUCCGUCCUUGGAGAGGCUUUCACUGAAAUUCCAGAUAUAUUUGCAGAGGCCAAAAAAGCGUUGGGAUCUUCCGUCUUGCACUGGGGCUACUUACCCAGCAAAGAUGACUAUUUCCAGGCUCUGUGCAUGGCCGAUGUUGUCAUCUCGACAGCUAAACACGAAUUCUUUGGCGUGGCAAUGGUGGAAGCUGUGCACUGCGGCUGUUACCCGCUGUGUCCCAAAGCCUUGGUGUACCCGGAGAUAUUUCCAGCUGAAUAUCUGUAUUCUACACCUGAACAGCUUUUUAAAAGGCUUCAGAAUUUCUGCAAGAGACCAGAUACUGUAAGGAAACAUCUCUAUAAG
Mesitornis unicolor (brown roatelo) is the source of this 875-nucleotide messenger RNA. Its product is annotated as glycosyltransferase-like domain-containing protein 1. The transcript has 6 exons. The record is from RefSeq and is a predicted model, not a curated record. Gene Ontology annotation, molecular function: glycosyltransferase activity. NCBI's taxonomy places the organism in Eukaryota, Metazoa, Chordata, Aves, Mesitornithiformes, Mesitornithidae. The annotation marks the transcript as partial.